Pleurotus ostreatus (oyster mushroom) is the source of this 2382-nucleotide messenger RNA. RefSeq lists its product as uncharacterized. Gene Ontology annotation, molecular function: D-xylulokinase activity. Lineage: Eukaryota; Fungi; Basidiomycota; Agaricomycetes; Agaricales; Pleurotaceae. Gene Ontology annotation, cellular component: cytosol. Gene Ontology annotation, biological process: xylulose metabolic process. The record is from RefSeq and is a predicted model, not a curated record. Bases 1 to 2382 code for a protein of 793 amino acids. The transcript is spliced from 7 exons.
AUGCCAGCACCAAAAACAGGAGGGGCGCUCUUCCUCGGGCUCGAGCUGGCCACCGACCAGCUGCGGGCGUCGAUCGUCGACGAGAGUCUCGAUCUCGUCGGCGUCGAAUGCGUCGACUUUGAUUCUGAACUCCCAGAGUACCAGACCCAGGGGGGCAUGUUCACGACGCCUGGAGAUGCGUACACGACACCUGUGGACAUGUGGAUAAAGUCUCUAGAUACCCUCCUCGAGAAAUUGCAUAGAAAUUACGACCUGACCAGGAUAAAAUCAAUCGGUGGCUCUGCUCAGCACGCUCUCGUCUGGUGGAAGUCGACCACCGUGCCCUCGCUGUCGUCAUUGGACCCUCAUUUACCUCUGCAUACCCAUUUCCCUGCUCUGUCAUUUUCAUUACCCAAUACCCCUAUCGCGCAAGAUACCUCUUCACACACACAUGCAUUAGCUAUCGAGGCUCUCCUAGGAGGGCCGGAUUUGAUGGCCUCGCGGGUUGGCACAUGCGCGAACGGCUCUCUAAUGGCCGCGCAGCUGCUUCGCGUACGGGAGAGCUGGCCCCAGGAGGUGUGGGCACGUACAGGACGUGUGCAGCUCGCCACGUCGUUUAUCUCGAGUUUAAUUGCGGGGAAAUGGAUGCCCAUGGGCGAGGCUGAGGCGAGCGCUACGGGGAUGUGGGUCCAUGGCGGCAACAGCAGAGACGCGAGCCAUUGGGACGAGGGGGUGUUGGAGAUAGUGGGGGGCAGCCGAGAAGAUGGAAGACGGGUGCGGGGAUGGCUAGGGGAUGUCGACGUUUCGGGUGGUGGACGGAGAGCAGGCAAUGUGUCGAGGUAUCUCGUAGACCGCUACGGGUUCGAUCCAGAAACCAUCGUGACACCAUUUACUACCGAUUACCUCUCUUCUUACCUCUCGCUGUGCCCGUCCCCGACGGAUGCCGUUCUUUCCUUUGGCCCAAUGGACAUGUUGCUCACACCUGCCCAACACUACUUCCCUACGCGACUUUACAAUCUCUAUCCUCAUCCAGCGCAAGAUCCAAGCGAGAAGCGACGGUACAUAGCCGUCCUGGCCAACCGCAACGCUGACGUUCCUCGCGCUCUAGUGCGGGAUAUGUACACCAAGAGUUGGAGUGCGUUCGAUCGGCUGGUAGCUAUAGUACCCCCUGGCGGCUCCAUUGGCCUCGAUGACAAGCUGUUCAGUUUCUGGCAUCUGCAGGGCGAUGCCUACCCCUAUUCCCAUGUCAAAGGCAUUUAUCGCUUCGAGAAUGGUAUCAAAGUCAAUGAAUUCCGUGAUCUCCGCGCCAAUCCACGCUGCCUCGUCGAAUCCCAAAUCAUAUCCCUUCGCGUGAGAUGGUCCCGCAUGAUAACCACCGGGCUCUUGGGCACUUCUCGUUCCAAAGUCUCACAAUCUCCUGCCCCCCCUGCGGUCCGCCCCCCAACCACCAUCCCACCCAGCCUGGGACUCACCUUCGAUCCAUAUGACCACACGCCCCUUCCCACGCGAAUCAUCACCACCGGUGCAGCAGCCAACUUCCCGUCGAUUGCGAACGUCGUGGCUGAAGUAUUCAAUGCCGCUAUCUACGUGCCGUCCACCCAGGUCGACUCCGCGCAGAUUGUUCCGCACAGGAAUGCGCCGGCGCCUGGGUUCCCCGGGCGCGCAGCGCUGGGCAGCGCAUAUGUGGCGAGGUGGGUGUGGGGGAGAGAGUGGGGGACAGGCGGUUUGCCUGGGUUUGAGGAGGAGAUGCGACGAUUACUCGGGAAGCGCUGGAUCGCUUCAAAUGGCGCGCCGAUACGCACGAAUGUAGGAGGCCAAUUAGCCACCGCCCCUGCGAAUGGAGGCACAAGCGGUGCGAACAGCGGUACCAGUACCCCCUAUAGCCAUCUCCGCUCCGGUCUUGGAGCGACGGUGUUUGUAGAAGAGGAGGAGGAGGACGUGGCAGCGAUGGAGAGAGGGAUCGAUCUGAGCGGUCAUCUCGCUACCAUGAGCUCUGGCUUGUAUGGAUUGGAGGGCACCUUAGGCCAGGCACGGAUGCGAACACACACCGGGUCCACUGUUGAUACCACAACUUCGACGGGUAGUCUCAGCUCAGGUGCCGCGCCGUCUACUUCUACAGCUUUCACUACACCGGACCUCAACAUGGGCCUGACCUCUCCCAGCCUGAAUAUUCCUCCCAACAAUGGGGCUAGCCCGGCCGGUGCAGCUGGUACUGCCACAGCUUCAACUCCCACCACACCCACGCCGCUUACUCCUGUGACUGCACUGCAAACAUCGGAUUCAGAAGCACAGGUAGGACUUGCAAAGGUCGCCGAACCUGAUCUUGAUGCCUUCCUGGCUUAUGCAUCUAUUGUCCCGGAGUUCUGUCGUCUGGAAGGAAUGCUGAUCAAGGGCCUGGUUUGA